Molecule: messenger RNA, 890 nt
Organism: Brassica oleracea var. oleracea
Lineage: Eukaryota; Viridiplantae; Streptophyta; Magnoliopsida; Brassicales; Brassicaceae
Product: nicotinamidase 2-like
Exons: 1
Coding region: 91-687 (198 amino acids)
Source: RefSeq, a predicted model, not a curated record
UUCUAGUGUAACUAGUUCAACUCCUGUUUCUAGAGGUUCCCAAAUAUCUCAACCGAUCAAGAGUUUCCUUUCAUCUCCAUCGCAAAAAAGAUGGCUUCCUCGUGGAGAAAGUACGAGACCCGAAAGCGAGACCCAAACCCACAAAACGUCGCACUUCUCGUCAUCGAUUUACAAAACCACUUCUCCUCCAUGGCCAAACCUAUCCUCCACAACGCUCUCACCACCAUCGACAUCUGCCGACGCGCCUCCAUCCCCGUAUUCUUCACGCGCCACGUCCACAAAUCCCUUGCUACUGACACCACCAUGCUCGGCGAGUGGUGGGACGGCGACCUGAUCAUCGACGGGACUCCCGACUCCGAACUCAUCUCAGAGAUCAAUCGACAAGUAACCAAACCAGACGAGGUCGUGGAGAAGAACACGUACAGUGCGUUUCACAACACGUGUCUCCAGGAGAACCUGGUCGAGCUUGGAGUCGAGGAGGUGAUCGUGAUCGGGGUAAUGACGAAUCUGUGCUGUGAGACGACGGCGCGUGAGGCUUUUGUCAGGGGUUAUAGGGUUUUCUUCUCGACGGACGCGACUGCUACGGUUAAUGAGGAGCUUCAUGAUGCAACUCUCAUGAAUCUAGCUUAUGGCUUCGCUUAUCUAGUUGAUUGCGAUAGACUCCGGCGUGGGCUUUUACGUAAUUAACCAAUAGUAAUACACUUUAUGAUCUUUCUUGUUACUUUGUUAGAUAUUGUCUUCUAGAUAUGUUGUACUUGUAUCAAAGUUACUUUGUUAGUUAUUGUCCUCUUGAGAUGUUGUACUCAUAUUAAAGUACUCGUAUGGUUUUUUUUUUUUUUUUGUGAAAUCAAAAGUACUCUUCACUCACAGAAAUAAAAUUGAUAUAUAUA